Molecule: messenger RNA, 10926 nt
Organism: Cataglyphis hispanica
Lineage: Eukaryota; Metazoa; Arthropoda; Insecta; Hymenoptera; Formicidae
Exons: 6
Coding region: 508-9279 (2923 amino acids)
Source: RefSeq, a predicted model, not a curated record
UACACGUCGAAUUAUAUUAUUAAUUAUAUUAUACAAAUUCCGCACGCGCGGAGGGAUAACUUUCCCCGCUGGGUGCGGUGAGUGUGUUUGUUUUAUGUCGCUGGAUCAAAUGGGAUUUACGGAAUUCAGAGAUUCUAAGGACGGCGGCGAGCGUCCGCGACAUUACGUUGAGAGCCUGAAGCCUCGGCUUCCCUACGUUCCCUCCGAUGAAUGAAUGGAAUUAGUGAGGAGGCUAGCUGAAUAAUAUCAGCUCUAUCUGCGGGGGCUAGAGACCGGGAGCUGAAGCGUAUCAGUGCGGCGUAUCUGCAUAGACGCAGGGGACGGGCACGUCGUACAAGACCAACCCUCCUCUCUCUCUCUCUCUCUCUCUCUCUCUCUCUCUCUCUCUCUCUCUCUCUCUCUCUCUCUCUCUCGCCACUUCUCCAUCUAAACUCUUCCUUCCUCCUCUCUGCUGCCCCUUCCGGCAUCAUUUGAUCUUCCAAAUAAGGACGAGUUGGCGCGAAGCACAUGGCAAAUGUGAGGAAUGCAUUUUUGGAUUAUAUGGAUUGUAUUCUGGAAAGGGAAAAGGUCACGUCGCUCAAACGUCGAUGUAAUAUUCCAAAUCUCCGAAUCUCGUUUCGAAUAAACUGGAUCGUGAUACUGACCGUAACGGCAUCGAUAUUAUUCUGUCAAUUCGCGGAAUCUGUCGCUAAACAACAAGCAUCGAGUUCACAUGAAGAAAAGGAUUACAAUCAACGUUGCUUAAACCAACAUAGUAGCCUGCGAAGAUCGAUGACAUCAGCCAAUCUUACCUUACAAAGCAUUGUUGAUGAUCCAGCUAUCGCAUCGCAGGACAUUUUAUCUCGUUUGGAGGCUGCUGCAAUUUUACGAGAUAAUCUGGUAACGGCGUUGGGUCGUAUGCUUCUGCUCUGUCUCGACGACGAUGCGAGAGUACCUUUCGAGCUUAUCCACGACGCCAUACGAAGUCGUCGAGUCGCCGUCUACGAGCUGUUGCCUGUUCUUCCGGCGCUGAGGAAUAAGCUGCCGAAGCAGCAGCUGUACAAUCUCCUGCAAAUGCUGGAGAGAGUCGACAAUCGCUUUGUCUCCGAAUAUACGUCGCUCUGUAUAAACAUUUUUAACGACAUCAGUGCAGUCAUAGAACAAGCACCGCUCACCGACAUGUUGUGGAACAUAAACCCGGAGAUGUUAAGGUCGAUCUCGCUCGAUAAGCAUAGCCCUCUAUCUCUGACAAAGGAUGUUGACUCUCUGUUGCGAGUGGCUCGCAACGAUGUUAGAACAUUGAAUCUGCGUGUCGUGGCCGCGAUAUUAAUGAAUUAUCCGGCGUUUGAUCUAACGGAUCCGGAGAUCCAUGAUGCGAUCAAUUUCGUCGCAGAACGAAUGAGGGAGCGUUCGCGCGCCGAGGAUCCUCUAUUGUGGAACAUAGAACUGAGUCUGGAGAAUGCGAUGGAUUUUCUGAGGACCGUCCUCGAACGCCUGGAGGUGGACGAGUUGUCAUCCAAGGCAACCCAAGAAGCGAUCUCGCUGCUGCUUCAGAAUCUCGACGUGGAGCCUUAUCCUGUCGCUCCUACGUGGGAGGACAAAUCGAAGAUACUUUCGACGAUAACGAACAAUUAUUACCCGAUUAACGUUACUGCCGUAGCGAAAUAUCUCGCAAAUCACCUUGAUGACUCGCAUUUUCGAGAUCUCGAUAUUGGCUUCUACGAAACGGGCGAUCAAGCUCUUCUGCAAACGUUGUCGCGUCUUCGUAGAAAGUCGAAUCUGCAACAUUUUAGUAAACCUCUGUCUUUGUUGACGUCCUUCGUUUCGCAAAAACUGGCAUACGACAGCAAUUAUGCUUAUACGGCUCCAAUUAGUCAAUAUGAGGUAAACAAUUAUCUAGACACUUUCGACACGCUGUGUUUGCAGCAGAACGUGAGCGACGCUAUGAAAACAUUACGUUCUCAUCUGUCCGACAAUCUGCCGUGGACUUAUGCCUUUGGAGAUAAACGGGCCAGUGAUGAUCCCAGAGAAUUAACGUUGCUUGCGCUGACUCAUUUGAGGAGCAUCCCGAUCAGCAAGCCGCAAGCGAUCGCCAUCGAUAACUUUGUCUACAAAAGUCGCGCUGGGAGUCUGACUGGUAAACGGAGUCCGCUCUACGAUUCUGGUGUCAUCUUCCAAAGGGAUGAUUCUACGGAUGUGGAGAUCGAUUUGUUUUCUCUGCUGAUGCGCAUACCAAACGCCUUCAAGAGCGAGAAAUUCACUCCCAUGCUGAAUUUUCUGUCCAAGCCGAAUAUCCUCGACAUUCUCGGUUAUGAAUUCAACAAGUUUGAAUACGAAACUCCCAGAAGUCUGCUGUUAGGACUGCUGAAGAGAGCUUUGUCGCUCGCUUCCGUGAAAUCCGACGAGCCUUUAUUUAAGGCCCUCCAAAACGCUCGCAACUACCUCGAAGAGCCGCUACUGAUCAAUCUAUAUACCUCGGAUGAGUUACAACUUCUUCUAGAGCAACUACCGGGUAUUGAAAAUGAACCGCGAUAUCUUCCGCUCAAAUUAAUCUUUAAUAAGAAGAGAAUAUUUGCGUUUCUAUCGCCAAGCUUCAGUCUAGCUGGUGUGCACACGCCAAAGGACAGGCUUUUGUUAAUAUUACGAACAUUAGGCUUGAAGAUGGAGGAAGCGAGCGCAAAUUUCUUAGAAGCGCUGAGCUUUGCCCUUAACAACAUCGACGGACCGCCGCUGAAGAUCAAAACUUUCGAUCGAACUGACUUUAUCUACUUGAUUCAACAACAACUGUUCAAUGAGUCGCUGCAGAACGAAAUCUUGAAAUCAUCCGUGUAUAUGAACGUCAAUGAUUGGAACAUCUCCAUCAGCGGUACGCCUGAGAACAUUCUUGCUAGAGUUCUAAGCUAUCCUGUUAAAUAUAUCGCAUCGGAUGGGCAUCUGGCCAGUGUUGUAAAACAGGCGGUGAGCAUUCUAGAAGAGAAAGAUCAGAUUGAUAUCGAGAUUCUGAAUAAGCGAACAUUAGAAGCUAUGUUGGAAUAUCUACCGAACAACACGUACGUGAAGCCCGUGAUUCUAGUGCUGAAGAAAGCGAAUCUGAUGACAAUUGUACCGAAAUUAAAUCUCUCGAUACUGGAAAACGCCAGUCCACGUGACGCAUUAAUUAUGCUGCUCAGAUAUUUUAUCGAGUCUAACGUAAUACGCACGGAGAAGCUGUUACUGAGACGCGUCCGAGCGGCGUUGAGUACUUUGGACGGCAACAACCAUCCUCCUCAGACGUCGAUUUACGCUUAUUUGAUACAAUCGUUGCAGGAUCCGAGCAAUGUUGUUUACAAGCCGCUUUUACGAGAAGUAAACGAGUUACGAAACGUGACAGUUUUGUCCGACGAACGACAAGUUUGGCUGCAAAGUUAUCUCGAAGAGAUUAUCGCUAAAAAUAAAACGAGAAAACUGACGGAAGCUGCGUUGAUGACGUUGAAAGAAAUCGGAUACGAUGAAUAUAUGGAUGAGGAGGCGCGUGCUAGUAAAGCGCGGAUCAGUGAAGCUUUGUCGUUUCUGCCCAUCGAUUCUUUCGCUAAACCACUACGAAAACUACUUACGUCAGAAUGGGCGUAUAGUGUCCUGCCGGAGAAAGUUAAACACUCAAGUUCGCUAGAGAAGGAGGAAUUGCUGAUAGCGAUUUUAUAUCAUGCAAAACGUCGGACUGAUAUUGCCAAUAACCCUGCUUUGAUGAAAAUCAUCUCUAACGUCGAGUCAAAAUUGAACGGAUGGAAAACAAAAGUCGAGAUGUUGAAGAGCGCCGUCGCCGCUGCGAAAGCGGCUACUUAUGAUUCCGUGAGAGAUCUUCUGACUGCUUCGGGACUCAACAGGCUCAGGGUCAUCGUGCCUUUCAAAAAAUCGACCAAGUUAUCGCUGCUGACAUUAUUGCAUCAUCUGCUAAAGCAUUCAGUGAUCCAAAACAACAAUAAGAUUUUCGAAUUGUUGAGCGCCAUUAGACAGGAUGUACUCGAUUUUGGAGUAGAUGAAGACUUGUUGACCGUACUCGAUGAGGUGGGAAUCGCUUACACCAGCGAACUAGCUCCUGUUAGACUAUUCCUGCAUAAUCAGGGACGAUUCAAUGAUAAAUUCGCUCGCAUCGUCUUUCCGAUUGCGGAUCCUAUAGAGCGAUAUCGCACUUUACUGAGCAUCCUUUGGAAACAAAACCAGAUAAAUAACGAUACGCGAUUGCACGAUGCGCUCUUGAUACUGAGAAAUAUCAAACCCGUCGCCAGAAAAUCUGCAGGUACGUUGAUCUCGGAUCUCGAGGACGUAAUAAACUCCAUGCCGCAUCAGGUCAAACCACAAUUCAAGUUAAUCGAACAACUUUUCAACAUCGAUCUUUUGUCCCGUUUCACUCAUGACAAUGAAAUUGUUGAAUCGAAGAAGCCGCUGACUCUUUUAUUAUCCAAGAUGGCCAGCUUGCCAGAGGUCCGCCAUAAUCAUACCGCAGCUCGUGAAUUGACGAAAUUGCAAUCUAAAGUCGAGAAGUUGCUCAAUCGCUCAAUCUUCACUGGUUAUCAGCUCAGACCAUUACUAGUGGAAUUGAAACAUGUUCAACAAAUCAACAUAGACUAUCUCAAUUCCAUCAUAGAUCCUGAAGUAUUGAAUUAUUUAAAUCCAGAGGAAUUUUCCGAUAUAUCCGAUGAUAAUACUGAAAUACUUAGCACUAUCCUCGAUUAUCUGUUAUAUGAGAAAACGAUGUACGCCGAUUACAACAUGCGGAAGCAUCUGCAGUCUUUGAAACGUGCCCUGGCAUUGACGACUGGUCCCAGCAAGACGUCCUCAAAGAGACAUCUAAACAAGAAGGACUGGGAGAAGAUGCUGAUUUUGAUACCACGCAAUAGAGAUUUUGCGCCCAUCAAAAUCCUCCUGCAGUCCGAAGAAAUCUACAAAUAUAUUCCCAAGGACACAAAUUGGAAAAUUUUUUCCACUCCAGUUAAGAAAUUGCUUCAUCUGUUGUCGCUGAUCGAGAGCAGCGAUAUCGAGAACAAGAAUGUCUACAAAUCGCUGAACAAGUUGCGCGAAAAUCUCGAAAAACGUUUCAACUUUGUUACCGAACGAGACGUUAAAAUCAUGCAUCAUGCCUUGACAAGUCUCAAACUUAAAUACGAUCUGGUUCCGCUAAAGAUAUUCUUAAAUCAUGAUAAUCUGAUCAAGUAUCUGCCACCGGAUUUUAAAUACACCAAAUAUGGCGCAUCAAUCAAUGGUCUCGCUGCCGUCUUGGAUAUUUUUUUGCAAUCGUCUAGUUUAAAACAAAGAAAGAUUCUCUACCAGACCAUGAUUUUUGUGAGAGAAUCGAUACGCGAGAGAGUUGACUCAGCAAGACGAUCGUCUCGCAAAAUUUUUCACAAGCAGCCGUCCGCCGAAGAUCUCGAAUUCAUCAGUUCUAUCGCUCCGCCAAAGCUAAGCGAAUUUCUCAAGCCUGAAAAACUAUUAAAUUUGUUGCCACAGUCAUUUAGCUUGGACAACCGGCCGACGUUCAAGAUGAAAGCGUUGCAUUUAUUGCAACAACUAUUGCAACUGAAUAUUACGGACGUUCAUUCAGAAUUGGAAAAACUUGUUCGCGAGGUGGAGACAUAUCCUGACGUUCCGAAUAUCCUGCAAGAUGAUCUAGCGCCUCUUCUGAACAUACUUCCCAUUGAAGGAAUACCUCACAUUGAGCUUAUCAAGAAAUAUUUGAGACCUCUAACGUUGAUCGAGUUGUUACCUGGAAAUUUCAUUAUAAAGCAAACGAAUGACGCUAAAUCGGCGUUGCACAAUGUUCUGUUGCUGCUGAGCAAGACUCUUGGAUCCGCGAAGGACGACAAGCUAAAAAUAGCCCUUGAUGCGCUCACAAGGGAAUCGGCAAAGAUUAACUCCAACGUGAUACCGGAAAUGGCAUUAGUGAACAAUGAUGACAUAAAAUCUAUCAUAGAAGAAAUUCCGUUUGAGCAGUAUAAGCAGAUCGAGCCGCUUAAGACUAAGAUGACAGUCAUGAACGUUGUCUCAUCCUUGCCCAUGAAUUUUCAGUUAACCAAUUAUAAUACGAAGAAAUUGCGUGUAUUGGCAGUUUUGAACGAAUUAUCUAAAAACAAGGAAUUUAAACCCAUUCUACAUUCUGUCAAUUUCGCCAAAAGAAUCGUAAGCAAGAUGCCAAACAUGCCUGUAGUGAAUGACACGGAAAUCGAAAGGCUGAUACUACCAUUGCCAUUGAACGUCUUUUACGUGAAGGAUAUCAUAACAAAUUGCAAGCUGGCUAUAUUGAUGCCAUAUCUGCCCAUUCAUUUCAAUCUUGCCAGCUUAGAAUCACGAAAGAUGAAAAUCGCCAAGAUCCUGCACUACUGCAAAGUGGCCAAUCCCACGAAUAUGAGUAUGAAGCAAGCUUUGACUAACGCGGAGACAUCGUUGAAGUCAUUGCCCGAUUUCGACGUCACGUCGGAGCAUAUAGAAGUUCUGUUACGGGCGAUACCGUGCACUCGUUUUACUAUGAUAAAACCGCUUCUACGAUUCCUGUCGAUGACAAACAUCGAGUCGCUUCUCCCAUGGGAUCUCGACGUCUAUCGUACAUCGCGUACCUUCAAGCUGCGCAUUCUCGAUCUAUUGGCUGCUCUACGAAACGUCAAGAAGCUGCAGAACGGCGAAAUGUUUACCGCGCUUGAUUAUUUGGAGAUCAAUACAAAAUCAUUGCCGGAGAAUGUAAACAUUCCUCAGGAUCGUAUAACGGUUCUCAACGACGUGGAGAUUAUGAGAAUCGAGCCAUGUGUACCCUUUCGAGAUUUUGUAUCGAAGACCGAUAAUCUGAUCCAAAUAUUGCCGCCGAAUUAUCGCUUUCAGACCAAUCCGGAGACCGUUCACAACGAAUGGGCGUUAAUUAUUUAUAUGUCGUCAUUGUUUCUGCGCGACGUGAAGAUGGACGGUGCUAUGAAGAAUGUCUUCAAAGCCUGUGUGGAUAAUAGGCGUAGGUACGACAGGGAACUGCUUCACUAUCACAUAAUUAUAAAAUUAAUGACUAUGCCGUACGUGCAGUUUGCACCGCUAAGACUGCACACGCUAAUUCACGCGAAUACUCUGACCGCGCCUAUCGAAAAUGUGUAUCGGGGCGGUUUCCUCCAGGGAACAAUAUACACCAUGAUCCGCGUGAUGUUGAGGGAAUAUAUCCGUAGACCGGAGCUGAUCGGGAGCAAAUCGGUAAUUGACGACAUGGAAGUGUUUCUGCAUGAUUACGUGAUGUUGCAGAUUCAAGAAAAUAAAACAUAUCACGAGGAGCCGACACCGUACGAUAUCGAUCUGGCCAUUAACGAGAUUCCGAGCGAUCGCAAAUACGACGAUCUCAAAGUGUUCUUACGAUGUCAGAAGAUAGAGACACCAGUCAUGCGGAAGAACUUGUCGCCGGACGACACGCCGAAACAGUUGCUCAUCGAAUUGCUAAAAGAAGCCGAGAGCGGCGACAUAGAUGAUAAGAUACGAAAGAGUAUCGAGAUUCUCAAGCCGGACGUCGCGCAUGGCAUUCGUGAGGAGGAGGUGGAAUAUGUAUUGAAACAGCUGCGCGAUUACAGAUAUCACGUGAAGAAAUUGCAAACUAUAAGAAAGUACCUCUUGCAAGUUGGAUUGCAGUCCGUCUUAAUGAACGAUACAAGCGAUUUUUGCACGGCAUAUCCCACCUAUAAACAGAGACUGUACAUGUUGAACGAGCGUUUGCUGCAAGGUGUACCCGGUCAACCAAAAGAUGACGAGUUUCAAACCGAGUUGAAGUACCUGAAUCGUACUCUGUACAAUGAGAUUAAGAUCGAUCGCAUAAUGCCACGAACGAUAGACGAUAUCAAUAUGAACUCGCUGUUCCUCGCGUUGCCGAAAACGAAAGAUGAGAGACUCAUCCGCGGCAUCAUCAAGUUCUUUUCUAUUCCCGAUCUGCUGCGUCGACUGAACCUGCCUAAGGAUCCGUUUGAAUACGUGACCAAGGGUCAACUCUUGGAGGUCAUCAUGGAUCUGGGCCAGGAGCUGGAGAGCGUGCAACAGGAUCCCGUACAGCAAGAGGCUCUCGAGUACUUCAGGGACAAGAUAAGAACCACAGGAACCGGCACGCAGCCAAUCGAGCUGAAGAAAGACGUGUUCGAUUCCAAUAUGGACGUGGAUACGUAUGGACUGAUGCGCGCCAUCGAUUACACGAAGGUGACAGAGAAAAACGCGAUGAACGUGGCAACAUUCCUCGAAUAUAAAUACGACAGGCUUGUGUACGGAUUGGGUUUCAAUCACCUGGCGUACGCGACGAGGGGCGUGUACUUGAAGGCGCUGUUUGAACAUCUCGUCAACGUUUCCCAAGUGCCCGAGGAUAUAAAGACGGAGAUAAAAAUGAUGAUGCCAGCGGUGAAUCUGGACGGUUUGGGAGAGGAAGGCGUCGAUCUCAACGUCGACGUCGUUCACGAGGAAUCAACACUGCACUCGAAGGCUGAAACGCCGGUCGCUCGUUUCGGUGCUGAAAUCAUCCCGCGCACUUUCCAGGAGGACAAGGAUUCACUAAAGGCCGCCAUCUAUAACAUGCUCGAGUCCAUACCAUCGUCCGAGGAGGAGAAUCCUACCGGUCAGAAAAAUAUCUACAAUGAUGAGAUUCGCGGCGUCAUCGACAUUCCGCAGCAUUCGUUCGAUGUCGCCCGACGAAGGUGGAAUUCGAUGGAGGAUGCGAGGAAUCUCAAUUCGUCUCUUGAAGAGAUGAAAAGGCCAUCGAGUGAACGCAGCACGAAAGUACCAAUCGCAAAUGAUGCAAAAACAAAGAGAAAGAAGAACGAUCGUUCAUCUGUGUCGUUGCUCGACGAUAUUUUCGAGAUUCCCGUCAAACAUAAUAAAACGGUAAAAAAAGGCAGGACUAAAUCGAAGAAAGACUCGAGUCGAAGAUCAAAUAAUCUCGGUUAUCUUAGCGGUGAAAACGCCAAUAGCUCGAUUAAAUCGCAAAAAGGGAGAGUUAAUUCUUUUUCAUCGCGGAAUUCGCUUUCCGAGGAAUUGCCAGAAAAGUCACGAAAUCGAAAACAUCACGAGUUGUCUCAAAGAAUUUCACAACCGGACAUCAGUACCGAGUACGAUGAAGUCGAUAGAAAGGCGUCGAUUAUCAGGAUGCUCCGCAACAUGUUGGUGAGAGACGAAGAAAAUCUAUCUCUUAUAAAGGAACUGUUAGAGGACGAAAUGAGUACUGGUGAAAAGAGGAGAACCGUGAAGAAAGAUCUUAGUAGGCGUGCGGGAAGAGAGAGGAGAGAUGAAAAGGAGAAAGAGAAGUACGAGAGACGUAAGGUAAAUUAAAUCUUAUGAGGUAUCGAUUAUUCGCUAAAUUAUCGAUCAUGGAGUAACGACAGACAGCGUGAUAAUUACUCGUUAAAAGUAGAAGAGAGAUGACGAAACUAAUCUUCUCGAGUGAUGUUUGUAUUCCGGUAACUCUUGAUUUUAAAACGCAAUGUGAAAAGAGAGGGGUAGAAACGUAGCUAUGGUCGAUGACGCGUGCAUAUAGGGGCGCGUACUUUCGACAAGAGUGACAAGCGGGAGAAACAGUGAGAAAGAGGAGGAGAGAGAGAGAGAGAGAGAGAGCGAGAAAGACAUGGACCGUUUAUGUGCACGACAUGGAGCAGCGGUGGAAGGAGCGAUAAUUCGGCGUCAAAAAGCGCCGCUUGUGAAAGAACAGCCGGUCGAAACGAAGCGUAUAGGCAGGAUGCCGAAGACGGCGAUUUAUUCUCACCAGAACGCUUCUGGGCAUCGUGAUUCCGCAAAAUCGCAGGUCGUGGAAGGUGGAAAAGUAGUAGGACGAGGAAAGAAACCCGGCGCCGUUUCGAGACUGGCGAUUUCCAGGGACCUAGACUUUUCGGCUUCGCGCAAACAAGAAACGGGUCACGCCUACCUUGUUAUCGAGCACGAGCUCCUUGUCCAAGAUUUUAUUUUACGAUCGUCUAAUGUGCGGUUGUCAUUGUUGAGCGCGGUAGUAUCUAGGCUAGAAAACUCUCUGUUCUCGCCCGCCUUUAGUUAGAAUAAAUUAAAAUCUAUUAGAUAACAAGACAUGUUUUACACGACAUACGUGUAUGUGAGAAUCAUGUAUGAAAGUAUAUUCAAUUAAUUGAUUUAUAGAAAAAAGAAAGAAAUAUGUUGUCCCCAAAAAAUAUUAAUAAAUUAUUCAUUAAUCAAUUAUUUCAAACUAAAAAAAAAUAUCUAAAAAACUUAAAUACUAUUUCAAUAAUGUAUUUUAUUUCUAAUUGAAAUAUAAAAUUGAAAUUACUUUGACAGAGUGAUAUUGCGCUUGAUUUGACAUUAUUAAUACAAUCGCUUAAUAGUUAAAGCGCGGUUAGCUUUUGUCAGAGUCGAUGAGAGGAGAAUCUGAGGCAAGCGUGUAAUUAGGUACGUGAACCGGUUCGAUCUUUCGAUUCGGAGAGUGGAGAGAAAUAUUGAUCCGUAAUGAUAGAAAUUAGGGUAGACUUCCGGGGUGUUUUCGAGUAUCCAAGCUGUUAGGAUGGAAUGCGCUACUGUAUAACAAUAUCGUCGAAAGUUUGGACGAUUCUCGGCGGAAUGAGAGAGAGAGAGAGAGAGAGCGAAAGUGGAAAAAAAAUGAUUCAAAGAGUCUGCCAAACACUGUCAUUAGAAACGAAUUCUGGGAUGCAUUUACAUCACGCGCGCGCCUCUAAUUACGCGCUGCAAUUAUCAUGUCCCAUAGAAGGCUACUAAUUUCGCGUUACAUUGAAUCAAAAUCGCGCUUGAUCGGAAAAGACAAAUGAGCCUUUACUUCGUUCAUUUUUAUUCGCCACUCGAUUUUUAUUUGAUUAAAUCUCGCUUUAUAUUAUCAUGACGCUUCUUUACACUCUAUAUUAAUUUUUAAAAAGCAUGAUUUGUUGCGAAUCGAUAUAUUUAUAAUUUAUGGUACAUCAGAUAAAAACUCUGGUCGUUACAAUUAUGGCAAUUUCAAUGAAU